UUCAAAAGUCUACUUACCAAUCUGUCGCCGUGGCGGUCCAAAAUCUUAACAUUCGCCAACCCUCCCAACCACCCUCUACCCGUACGCUUGGGAACGGGCUCGUGGGAUUUCAUACGAAUCGCCUGAGUAGCAUUGAGCAAGGGGACGGCGAGUCUGGUGGGGCGAGACUAGAUAGUAACGAGGCAAGAUCUGAAAUCAAGCGGUAUCAAAUCACGUCUGGUAGAGGCGGUCAAUGUCUGGCUCCUCUGGGCCACCUGUGCGAGAGGGACUUGGAUCCGAUGUCGCAGAGCGACCCUGCGUCACGAUCUUCUUCACCUCGGACAACCAAAUCUCCUCCAGCAGGUACGAGCACGUCGCCAACUUCACAACAGUCAGGUCCCCCGAGGCUUAGUAACCAGCCAGCCAGCAACGGGUCAUUGGGAAACGGUGGCAUCGUCCGACCUAAUGGAGAUAUAGCACAGUCGUUAACCCAGAGGGGCUUUGAUGUGCGGAACAUCUUAAACCCAACGGAAACACAGCCGUCGCCGACUGGGACUACCUCUUCGGCAGCAUCUGGACCAUCCGGAGCGCGCCUAUAUCCGAGUCCAAAUAUACAAGGCUCUACGUUCGAAUCCAGUCCAACCACUUCGCAGCCCUUCAUGUAUCAAAACCAUGGGAUGAUGGGUCAGCAACAAACGGCUAGAGGUCUCCCUCCCCAGGGACCUCCACCAGCUGACCGCGGUUCGCCCGCAUCAAUACAGUCUCAUCGAGAAAUCUUGGGGGCAACCCGACGAAUAUUAACCCCAAGGUCUCCCCAAGUCAGUGCCGCGAGCCAUGUACCACCACCUCAAGGGUUGAAUACACCUCAAACUCACUAUUAUCCUGCUCCUCCUACGUCGAAACGAGGCUUCCCAGCUGAGUCUCCCGGUGGACAGUACGCUCAAUCACCACGAAUUAGUGGCCCUCAACCUCUAGGUCCUCAGUUUGGACGAGUUCGCCCCUCUGGGGUUGGUCCUUCGACCACUUUAGCUCCCUUGACAACACCGCCGCCUCGAUCCCUUUCUCAGCCAAUCGCGAGCCAGUUUGAUCCUCCCGGACACGAACCCCAGCAGUCACAAGGCAAUACCGGUGGCCAUAUUAGGCCUCAUCCGUAUGCACAAACACCACCAUAUUCAACGGGUGUUCCACCGAGUGCGCGUUUUCCGCCAACUUCUCUUCCAGUGGGAGAUUCAAGAUGGUCGGGCAUAUUUGGGAGCGCGGGUGCCCCUGGCAUUCGAAGCAUGAUGGGUAUGGAGGGUCAUGCGGCAAUGAACGUAGGCGGUGAGCCAUUAAUUGUCCCCCUAGACAUGUACAAUGGGUCAAAACAAGCCGACGAGAAACGGCAGAGGAAUGCGGGUGCUUCUGCGAGGUUCCGAGCUAGGAAGAAGGACAAGGAAAUACAACAAGGAUUGAGAAUACAGGAGUUGGAAAGUCAGAACCGCGAGCUUCUGAAGCGGCAACAGGAAGCAGAGAAUGAGCGGGACAGGUACCGUAGUGAUCGGGACCGACUUCGCGAUAUUGUCUAUCGAACUCCUGGAAUUAGCGAGCUUGCUUACCAAGGGCCUCCCAGUCCUAUUUCGACGAGGAGUGGUGGCUCUUUCGCAGAAAGGAGCCCUCUCGCUUCUAACCAGUCUACGCUACCGAUGCCUGCCUAUGGAAGUGCUGAUCCUGUAACUGGCGAAAGGGCGGCCCGACGACGCCGGACAGAUUCUCAACUCGACUACAGCCCACCCUAUGGUGUGGCCCAGCCUAAUUUGCCAUCAAUAUCCCAACCUGUACACACUCCUCUAUCGCAACCGGGAACUCCCUCGUCUAUGGCUCGAACCUCACGACUACCUCCCCUACGAUUAGACCAACCAGCUGGGACUCCAAGUGCUGGCCCACCUACAUCAAGUAUACCGGUGCAAAACUUCCCACCAUACAAGCGGGAGUCAUACGAAACCGGCUGGGCAACACGAACGAGCGCGCCGUACGAUCCAAGCCAGCGUUAGCCACAAGUCUCGGGUCUUCAGGGUCAUCGGUUGCUACUCUACUUUCGUCUUACGAAGCCGAUAAUUUUAUACUAUAUUUAGUUUUUAAUUAAUAUGAACCCCUCGCACGAGAGACGAGGUGGAAACCCUCCCUAGGGUCCUGCAUAUCAUUUUAGCAUUGGACAAAAACGGUCAUUAGAGAUUUUCGCAUAGUUCGGGCAACCGACAUCUCGGGCAGGAAGGAAAAAGAAGAAGAAGAAAGCCUCAUAA
Molecule: messenger RNA, 2258 nt
Organism: Daldinia caldariorum
Lineage: Eukaryota; Fungi; Ascomycota; Sordariomycetes; Xylariales; Hypoxylaceae
Exons: 1
Coding region: 279-2009 (576 amino acids)
Biological process (GO): regulation of transcription by RNA polymerase II
Cellular component (GO): nucleus
Molecular function (GO): RNA polymerase II transcription regulatory region sequence-specific DNA binding; DNA-binding transcription activator activity, RNA polymerase II-specific
Source: RefSeq, a predicted model, not a curated record